GUUAAUAAUAAAUUCAAACAGUUUAUAAAGUCACUUCAUUUGAUCCCAAGAUAUGGCCCAACAGUUGACACAAAUGAUGGCAUCACUCGAGACUACAGAUGACGGCAAUGAAGACAACAGACGAAAGGUACAACUCUAUGCGAAAGACUCAAUGGACAGAUUCGGUGAUGAUUUGUGUGAACUUCUAUUGUCUUACUUUCCAUUUGAAGAUCAAUUCCGUUGCGAAUGUGUGUCCAAACAGUUCCAGAGGAAUUUUUUGGUCAGCGAUAUAUUAAUCACUUGGAGGCCA
Medioppia subpectinata is the source of this 289-nucleotide messenger RNA. The record is from the annotation of a GenBank genome assembly. NCBI's taxonomy places the organism in Eukaryota, Metazoa, Arthropoda, Arachnida, Sarcoptiformes, Oppiidae.